Molecule: messenger RNA, 12720 nt
Organism: Actinia tenebrosa (Australian red waratah sea anemone)
Lineage: Eukaryota; Metazoa; Cnidaria; Anthozoa; Actiniaria; Actiniidae
Source: RefSeq, a predicted model, not a curated record
CCAGACAUGGUUACCUACUACCUACUAGUAGGAUAUCUAUUCGUAUUAGCAAUAUUCGUGCAAGGAGAAAAGACUUCUUCUCAAAAACAAAAUAAAACUGACAAAAGGCAGUUCAUAGCUUAUCCGGCUGGAACAUAUGAAGCCAAUCAGUUGAAUGACGGACAAGCAACUCCUUGCUGUCCGCAAGGGAUGUACUGUCCAGAUCGGCCACCAUGUUCUCCAAUGGUCACAAAAGCGCCUGCUCCUUACGUAGGGGUGGAUCAGGGCGUGGCUGGCUAUCAAGGAACAGCGGGUGCCUUUCCACCGCCUCCGACAAUGUUGCCUCAAGGGCAGGAGCAAUCUGAUGAUUUGCCACCCAACCGCAACGAGGUCUAUGAUGUUGAGGGGCAAAGUUUCAAAAGCGUUGGCUGUUGGCGGGACACAUGGGAACGCGCCAUACCAUCGCUGGAAGGAAAGCAUCCACUCCUACAAGAGCCAGACUACAAGGCAAGAACAAACGCUCUGGUAAAGUGCGCUAAGGCAGCCAAAGACUUUCAACUGAAGAUGUUUGCCAUCCAAAAUGGCGGUCAAUGCUUCGGUGGAAAGGAUGCUGAUAGAACUUUCAUGAAAUAUGGAGUCAGCAAAGCCUGUCGUGGUGAUGGUGAAGGUGGCCCUUGGGGAAAUGAAGUAUAUAGCUUCCUCUCUAGUGGAUCAGAGAAUGACGCAGCUAAGUCAAAGGCGAUGCCAAAUGCGACAGAGCAAAAAGAAGUCGUGAAGCCAACCGCCAGCCCUUUGGAAGACCUUCCACAUCCUACUAAUCCUUCUUUGGCAGUUCCUAUAGAUUUGGCUAUGAGUUCUAAGGCAUCUGGUAAACCUCCUGUGGUACUUAGAGAUCCAGGCUCUGAGAUGUCCGAAUCAGCUCAUGUUAAUAGUGACCCCAUAAGUAUAGACGAAAAAAAGUCUAACAACAAGGUGCCACUAAGUGAUGAUGAGGAAGACCCCCUUAAGCCAACUCAACUGCCAACUAAAGCUACUGAAGAAGAUGUUGUGAUAGUUAAUGAGGAUAAAGAAGCUGAAAGCCAUGAACAUGAAGCAGGCAGUACCCGUGCCACGCCUACUGUAGCCAUGUCAACUGCAGCCAUACCCACGAAAGCUGUGAAUCCAACACAAGCUUCUGAUGAAAAUGUUAACAUGGUUGAGGCUCUCAAGAAGGAGGCUGGAAACAAGGAAUAUGAGGAUAAUCACGUGACAGCUAAACCCACGGUAGCAAGGCCAACCGCAGCUGUGACUCCAACACACCCUACUGAGUCACACGACGUUGAAGUCACACCUACCGAAAGUGCUUCCCCAUCACUUUCCGAUAGCGUCCAGCUAGACAAGACUGUGGAAGAAAGUACUAGUGGCAAAAAGGAGACUGGAAACAAGGAAUAUGAGGAAUAUAAUCACGUGGUAGCUAAACCCACUGUAGCUAGAUCAACCGCAGCUGUGGCUCCAACACACCCUACUGAGUCACACGACGUUAAAGUCACACCUACUGAAAGUGCUUUCCCAUCACUUCCCGACAGCGUCCAGCUAGACAAGACUGCGGAAGAAAGUACUAGUGGCACUACGGAUUCUUCAAACAAAGUUCCCAACAUGGAUCAAGCUGAUGAUCUUCAAGAUAAUUUCCUUGACGUAAACAAAGCUAAAGAUCAUCUUGAAGAGCCUGCAAAAUCCGACGUGAAGGAUGAACAAUCUGCCCUGGACAAAAAAGUUCAUGAUUACCCUGGCUUAGAGAUGCUACCGAUUCCACACGAGAAUGCAGGAGGCAGAAACGAUGUUCCGAGGGCAAAGCCCAACAAGAAAGGUGUAACUGCAAGCCCUAAAACAAUCAAGCGUAAAGUUGUUACUGCUUCAAGUAGCAAGCGAGAAGAUAUGGGUUUAGAGGAGACCAAGGAUGAGUCGUUUCCUCUGCCGGUCAAUUCUACAGUAAACAAGAACAUGACGUUGGAUCUUGAAGCUUUGAAUGAAAAGCCUGCCCAAGAAGAAACUUCGAAUGCAGCGCCUGUUUUGGAAACGGUCCUUGAAAAAAACAGUGAUCAUCAUGAUUCCUUGAGUUCAGCUAUUGCACAAGCGGAAAAAGAAGCAGAUUCAAAAGUAGGACAUCACAUCCAACUACCCGGCUCAGAAACGGAAAGUCAUGAAGCCUUUGAUAGCGUAAGCCCAUCUGAUUCCUUGGAAGAAAACACCAGCCCACAAGAUUCAUUAUUGUCAAGCGAAGAGGCCGAGCCUAGCGAACAAGAUCAUGACGCUCCAAGCUCUUUUAACGAAAAGUUCGACACGAGUCCAAUAAAAUUCAGAAGACCAAUAAAACUAAUCCAAAGUAUCUGCCCACCUUGUCCCACAAGAAAGCCAACCGCGCCAUCAACCUGCAGAGCACCAUUAGAUAUUGUAUUUCUUGUGGAUGGUUCCAAGAGUGUGGAACGCCAUGGAAUUGGGAAUUUCCGGAGGGAGAUCACCAUGAUCCAGCACUUGACUGCAGGAUUUUUGGUAUCUCGUACCUACGCACGUAUAGGUUUGGUGGUUUUUGGCACUCAUUCAAAGGUUGUAUUUGGCUUAAAUGGCUACAGAAAUAAUGGAGCAGUUUUUAAUGCAUUGCGCAGAUCUAUUAGAAACCCACAGUCUGGAUCAAGAAUUGGAAGAGCUCUUUGGACGGCACGAAAGAUUUUUACUAGAAAUCCACGUCGAAGUAGUAGUACCAGAAUAGUUGUACUAUUGACUGAUGGCCGAUCUACAGAUGAUGUUUCUCGACCAGCUAGGAAAUUAAAAGCUAGUGGUGUAAAGAUUUUCUGCAUCGGUAUUGGCCGAUAUAUUAAUGGAAGACAACUGGAUACUAUUGCUUCUAUGCCGCGCAGAACUCACAUUUUCACUGGUGAUUGGGCUCACUUACAAUUUAUUGUAAACCCAGUCAGAGAUGCUAUCUGUCUUGGAAGUGGUGGAGCUCUGAUCCAUGCUACGCGUAAGAUAUGUUUGUGUCCACUCACAGGGCCAACAGCCAGGCCUCCAGUCACAACGCCGACCAAAAGAAAAGAAUUCCCAAAAGUGCUGGCUAUUUAUCCACUUAGCAAGGUGACCAAGGGUCGUGACAUUACAUCCCCACCCAACCCCUCAGGAGUACCACGCGAUGUACGUCCAGCACCAGGUCCCGAUGGUCUUCCCGAUGGCUCAACCUUCUUCUAUGGCCGAAAAACAAGUUAUAUUGAAUUCCCCAACCGGGGAAGACUCGAUGCAACUUAUUCCAUGACCAUAGUUGCUUGGGUGUACCCACAAGGAUCCGGUCCUAUAUUCCAUUAUACUCCUGGGGGCGUCAGAUUCUGGGUGAUCGGGCGUAAUUCUCUACAGGUCACCUUCGUACGCCGUACUGGUCGCUCAACAAGACCGCUCAUCGGUAGAGGGCUUAAACCUAAUCAGUGGAACUACGUUGCUGCUACCUAUGAUGAAAAAACUGGUAUCGCCACUCUCUGGAGGGACUCUAUACCUAUAUAUUCCAGGAAUAUUGGAAGGAUCCGUUUAGCGACGAAUCGUCCAGUCAGGAUGGGAGCGCUGAGACUUGAUAUGAGAUACUUCCGUGGAAGAAUUUCCUGUGUCCAGGUAUACAGUGUGGCAAUGAAAGGUCCUGAAAUCAAUGCUGUCAAGAAGAUUUGCUUCAGAGCCAAACCAACCACAAGGCCAACACCUCGACGAAUCCUCCCCCCUGCGGUUGCUUUCUACCCACUCACCAAGGUGUACAGAGCAGUAGAUGUCAGCAAAAGCAGAAAUCCACCAGGUAUCCUUGGCAACGUCAGACCCGCUCCAGGACCCAACGGUAGACCUGGCGGAUCAUACAGAUUUUGGGGCAACAGAAACAGCUAUAUACAUUUUCCAAACCGUGGAAGAUUAGACACCAGGAAUUCAAUCACUUUACUCGCUUGGGUUAAUCCCGAGGGAUUAUCUGGACCAAUUUUCAACUAUAACCCACGUGGCUGGGGUGUUCAUUUCUGGAUCAUUCGUUCGAAUACAUUAUUCGUUCGCUUUGUAACACGACGACGUAAGAUGACAAAACCGCUUAUCAGCGCCAAAGUACGCCCAAGGGCUUGGAACUUCGUAGCCGCAUCGUACGAUCAUCGUGCUGGCGUCGCCAAACUCUAUAUAGAUGCAGUUCUAGUAUCUCAAACUAGAAUCGGUAAAAUCCGUCUAUCAACAAAUUAUCCAUCCAGGAUGGGUGCGCGUAUUGGUGACAAAAGAAACUUCCGCGGACGAAUCACUUGUAUGCAGGUCUAUGAUGCUGCUUUGUAUCCAAGUCAAAUUAGAGAAGCUAGGAGGCUUUGCUUUAAAGCGUGGCCGACUCCAGGACCCAUACGACCAACAACUAAACCUACCAGACCACUUCGUAUUCCACCAGCCAUGGGCAUCUAUCCUCUCAAUGGCAUAUAUCGAGGUCGUGACAUUGGACGCUACAAGAACCCCCCUGCUCGUCUCCAUAACCUAGUCUCAUCUUCUGGUCCCGAUAAGCUACCCGCGGGAUCCUUCAAAAUCCGCGGGUUACCUAACAGCUACAUCAAAUACGUUGGUAAACUCGACACAGUUGAUUCUAUAACAGUUAUCUUCUGGCUUAAACCCGAGAGCAGUGGUCCAGUUUACGUCUAUAAAACAGACGGUUCUGGCUUUGGAAUUGAAAUGAUUGCAACCAAUACUCUGGAAGUUCGGUUUGUGUCGCGCCGAACGAAGCGUGCACAGAAAUUGAUAAGUCGCCGCAUCCGAGGCAGAAGAUGGAACUACAUUGCGGUAACGUAUGACAGGAGAAGUGGUCUAGGAACAAUCUGGAGGGAUUCCGUGCCAAUCGCACAGAGAAACGUUGGACGAUUUCGACUCGCUACCGAUAGCACCGCCUUCACUGGAAGGAAACCACGAAACAGCAAGUACUUCCGUGGACAGAUUUCAUGCUUACAUGUGUAUCAUGUGGCUUUGAAUGGCUACCAGCUCAGGCAACUUAAAAAGUCUUGCUUUAGAGCUAAGCCAACAACCAAGCCAACACCCCGAUUGCCUGUAGUAUUGGCUGUAUACCCAUUCGAUAAGUCCACUCGUGGUCGUGAUGUUGGUGGUCGGCGCAGUCCAACUGGGAGGUUCAGUCAAAUCGGAUUCACCGAUGGUCCCUUUGGAUGGCCAGAGACUUCAAUCAAGUUCUAUGGCAAACGUACAAGUUAUGUCGAAAUUCCAAAUCGCAGCAUGCUUGACGCUCGUAACUCCAUCACCAUCCUAGCAUGGAUCUACCACAGUGGACGAAGCGGUCCCAUCAUCAACUACAACCCAGGCCCUCGCUGGGGAGUCCAUUUCUGGAUGACGUCACCCAAGAACAUUUUCCUUCGCUUUGUUCGACGAAAUGGUGCAAUGACGAGCCCUUUGAUUGGGUUCAAUCGAGUCAAAUUCCGAGCUUGGACAUACGUCGGAGCCACAUACAAUAAGAAAACUGGUGUGGCUAUACUUUGGGUCAAUGGAAAGCCUAUCGUACGUAAGAAUAUUGGUAGAAUCAUCUUGGCAACAAAUGCACCAAUCAGAUUGGGAGCCAAGAUCGGUGAUCGCCGCUACUUCAAUGGGCGAAUUGCGUGUGUGCAAUUUUACAGCAUCGCAAUGAAUGCACGUCAAAUUAAACAAGCCAGAACGAGAUGUUUCAAAGGACCUCCCCCAACACCCAAACCAACUGGCACUCAACCAAUACCAGUUUGUAGGUCUCGUGUGGAUCUGGGUUUUCUUAUCGAUGGAUCAGGAAGUAUCGAACGUCUUGGGCGUGGCAACUUUGCACGAAUCCUGAAUUUUGUUCGCAGCAUAGUCAAAUCAUUACCCAUCGGCCGCUCAAAGACUCGCGUUUCUGUAGCCGUCUAUUCUACUCGCCCUUACCUUAUCUUUGGGUUCAGGCGAUAUUCUAGAACAAAUGCGAUCCUUAGAGCUAUUAGACGAAUUAGGUACCCCAGUGGAGGGACGAGAAUAGGCAGGGCUUUGACGUUUGCGAGUUAUAGAAUGUUCACCGGCCGAAAAGCCAGAGGGCGCAAGAGAGUCCUGAUCGUUCUUACCGACGGUAUCUCCCAGGACAGUAUCAUAUCACCAGCAAGGCGAUUGAAAAGUUCUAAGAAUGUAGAAAUCUUUGCUAUUGGUGUUGGUAGAAGGUUCAAGAUAAGACAGCUGCAGCGUAUUGCUUCCGAUAGAGGCCACGUGGUGACUUCAGGAUAUCGCAACCUGGGACGUAUUGUGAAGUCGAUGAAGGGAAGAAUUUGCUUCCCUGUAACACCCACAGUUAGACCAACAUCAGUACCUCAACCAGAAGCUCUAAUUAUCUACCCCUUGGACGAACGAAGAAGCGGGCGUGACAUCAGUAAAAGCAGAAACCCCAAUGCAAAACGUCGGGGUGUGUCCUUCGCAACAGGUCCUGAUGGAAGACGACGAGGUUCUACCCUAUUUACUGGACGGAGAUACAGUUACGUUGAGGUUCCCUACACCAGAAAAAUCGAUGCUAAAAACUCAAUGACUAUUCUUGCUUGGAUUUACCACACCGGAAAUUCUGGCCCGAUUGUGAACUACAACAGAAGAGGCUGGGGCGUCCAUUUCUGGAUGGUAGGAAGACGAAAGCUCUUUGUGCGCUUCGUCAGCCGUAGACGUAAAAUGACAGCACCCGUGAUAAGCAAUAAAGUGCACUUCAAGGCCUGGAACUAUGUUGGCGCUACGUACAACAAGAGGACUGGGGUGGCUAAAUUGUACAUCAAUUCUGUUCAAGUAGCUAGUAGACGGAUUGGAAAGUUUAGUCUGGCUACUAAUUAUCCAAUCAGAAUCGGUGCUCAGGAUGGUGAUGGACGCAGAUUCAAAGGUCGCAUUUUCUGCGUGCAGGUCUAUGGAACUGCCUUGAACUCUAAGCAAAUGAGGAAACUAUCAAAAAAAUGCUUCUUGAAAGGACCACCACCAACUACAAAGCCAACACCAACAAAGAAACCAACGCUGCCACAAAGACCCCCAUACACUUGCAAACGUCGUAUUGACCUCGGCUUCCUUCUUGAUGUUUCAUCGAGUGUCGGAGGUAGAAAUAUACGUUACGUCCGCUCAUUUGUCAAACAAAUGGUCCGACGAUUUGUUGUGUCGUCACGAAAAACACGUGUUGGAAUAGUAGUCUACUCAUCUAGGCAAACACGUCUUAUCAGCAUGGUACAAGCUAGGGGACGUCACAGUGUUAACCGGAUCUUAGGACGAAUCAGGAUCAUGCGAGGACGCAGACGAACCGGAAGUGCUCUCAACUACGCCAAGAGAUACCUGUUUACAGGAAGGCCCCAGUGUGGUAGAAAGAGRGUCCUUAUCUUAUUAACAAGUGGCGUGUCAGUGGACAGAGUCGUACGACCAACUAAAUCCCUAGUUGGAAUUGGUGUCGAGAUUUUUGCUGCUUGUUCGGAAUUGAUAGAUACUCUGUGCAAUCGUCGCGUCGACCUUGGUUUCCUCAUUGAUGUAUCAUCUCGUGUKGGUCGACACAAYAUCCGUAGCAUUCGUCUSUUCGUYAAGGACAUGGUGCGACGCUUUGUCGUAUCAUCUCGACAAACACGUGUGGGAAUCGUCAUCUAUUCGUCACGCCAGCAACGUAUCCUAAGCAUGACAAGAGUCAGGGGACGUGGCAGCGUGUAUCGAGUAUUGAGAAGAAUCAGACUGUUACGAGGACAACGACGAACCGGAAGUGCUCUCAACUACGCCAAGAGAUACCUGUUUGUAGGAAAACCCCAGUGUGGUAGAAAAAGAGUACUUAUUGUACUGACGGGCGGUGUAUCCGUUGACAGAGUAGUACGACCAACUAAAUCUCUGGUUGGUAUUGGCGUGGAGAUAUUUGCCAUAGUAACAAGUAGAGGAGGCAUGAGACAAAUGUAUCAGAUCGCAACCACCAGACAACACGUAACGUUUUCAUCAUACAGUUCUCUUGUUGCUAUUACUGAUCGCUUGAAGAACAAGAUCUGUGUCACACCAAAAGUUACUGUUAAAAAGGGUGCUGUUGCUUUGUACAAACUGACAAGUGCCACUGGUGCACGUGACACAAGUAGAAACAAGAAUCCCUCAGCCAAGUUUGUUGGUGUUCGUUACAUCACUGGUCCAGAUCGCCAUCCAAAGGGUGCUCUGUACUUCAAGGGUAGACGAAACAGUUACGUGUUGAUCCCCAACUCUGCUUCUCGAGUUGGCAGAAAGAACAUUCAAUCUAUCCGCAUGUUUGUGAAACAAAUGGUCAGACGUUUUGUUGUGUCGUCACGACAAACGCGUGUCGGAGUAGUAAUCUACUCAUCUAGGCAAAGACGUCUUAUCAGCAUGGUACAAGCUAGGGGACGUCACAGUGUUGACCGGAUCUUAGGACGAAUCAGGAUCAUGCGAGGACGCAGACGAACCGGAAGUGCGCUCAACUACGCCAAGAGAUACCUGUUUACAGGAAGACCCCAGUGUGGUAGAAAGAGAGUCCUUAUUGUACUGACGGGUGGUGUAUCCGCAGACAGGUUUGUACGACCAACCAAGUCUUUAGUUGGUGUUGGCGUGGAAAUCUUUGUUGUCGCAACCCAACGUCAAGGUUUCAGACAGAUGAUACAGAUGGCUACUAGCAGAAGGCACUUAAUCAUAUCAUCAUACACCUCUCUUGUCAAGAUCUUGAAUCCCCUGGUUACGAAGAUCUGCAACACUCCUCGAGUGACAGUCAAUAGAGGAGCAGUGGCCCUGUAUCCGUUCAACGGUGCAGUCCUCAAGAAAGACAUCAGCAGAAAUAAGAACCCACAAGCUGUAUUCUCUGGAAUCCGUUACGUCUCUGGUCCAGAUAACCAUCCUAAAGGCGCUAUCUACUUCAGCGGGAAAGUGUAUAGUCAUGUACGCAUCCCAAACACUGGUUGCUUAGAUACCGAACAGUCUAUCACAAUCAUGAUGUGGGUGUAUCCUGAAAGCAGUGGACCCUUGUUCCAUUACAAUCCUGGAGGGUGGGGAGUACAUCUGUGGAUGACAAAACCAAAUGAGUUAUUUGUACGAUUUGUUGGACGCAAAAGGAAACGAGUUCCUCAUAUCAUUAGCCGCGCAAUAACCCCACGAAAAUGGAACUUCAUCACAGCAACCUAUGAUGCUAGAACAGGUCUGGCUACUCUGUGGAGAAGCGCUGCACCUAUAGUUCAACGAAACGUUGGUAAAUUAUUUUCUGGUCUAGCCACGAAUUACCCAGUUGUUAUUGGUGUAAAACCCGGAGAUCGUCGUCGCUUCAGAGGUCGUAUUUCUUGUGUACAAGUGUUUAGGAGAGCUUUGAACGCAGCGGAGAUCAGAUCAAAAAUGAUGACGUGCUUCCGUCGUGUACCAACCCCUCCCGUCACAAAACCUACAAGACCAGUAUGCCAUGCUCCAUUGGACAUCGGGUUUGUGAUUGAUGGCUCAGGCAGCAUUGGAGAGAAGAAUUUCCAACUCAUCAUAGACUUUGUUAAAUCAUUCGUAAGUUCCUUAGCCAUUUCUAAACAAGAAGCAAGAGUAGGAGCAGUUGUAUAUGGCUCACGACCUAAACGCAUAUUGGGAUUUGAAGAGAACAAAUCUGUUGGACAAGUACUCAACAAACUCGAUCAUGUUAGAUACCCACAUGGAAAAACGAAAACAGGGAAAGCCAUUACCUAUACAGAAGAAGUCCUCUUCUCUAAAACUUCCACCUCGACUACAAGAAAAAAGGAACUUGUUGUCAUAACAGACGGCAAAUCUACUGACAAUGUUCAGCGCCCUGCCGAACACUUAAAACAGAAAGGUGUCGAGGUAAUGUCGGUUGGUGUUGGCCAUUCCUAUGACAAACACCAGCUGGAAGAAAUCUCCACUUCAACUGAAGAGGUCUUUGAGGUUGAGUUUAGUGGUCUUCAACAAAUAAUAAGCAAAAUGUUGAGUCAUGCUUGUCAGCCAGCAACUACAAAGCCAACUCGUCCACAAAAACCAAGAGCCAUCGCUUUUUAUCCACUGAACGGUAAAACUCGUGGGCGUGACGUAGGACCAAGACGUAACCCCUCUGGUCGUCCAGUACGUGUCCAUCAAGCAUCAGGUCCAGAUGGCUGGCCACAUGGUUCAUACGCCUUCCCCGGCCGAUCAAACAGCUAUAUAUACUUCCCUAACAAUGGUGGCAUUGAUGCUAGAGAGUCUAUUACUAUUCUUGGUUGGGUUUAUCCUGAGAAAAGCGGUCCAAUCUUUCAUUACGGACCUCGUCACUGGGGCGUACAUGUAUGGUUCUUAGCACCUAAUAUCCUCUUUGCACGAUUUUCUCGACGCUCUGGUCGCAAAGUACCUCACAUAAUGAGCCGUCGCUUGAAACCCAGAAAAUGGAGCUACUUUGGUGCCACAUAUGACCAUAAGACUGGGCUGGCAACUCUUUGGAUAAACUCACAACCAGUCGCACAACGUAACAUCGGUGUGAUACGUCUUGCUACCAAUUACCCAGCAGUUAUGGGCAAAAAAUAUGGCGACAAGCGAUACUUCAAAGGUAGAAUCUCUUGUGUCCACGUAUUCGAUGUUGCGUUGACGGGACCAGAGAUUAAAAAACUUACAAGGGUGUGCAUCAAAGGAAUACCAGUACCUACAAGGCCUCCUCCCAAACUUCCUCACAUUGUUGCUAUCUUCCCGCUGGACAAACUUCAUGGCGGAACGGACGUAACAAAGCACAGUCCACCAGGUCGAUUAGUCAACACCAGACCAGCACCAGGCCCAGACGGUCGUGUGGAUGGCUCCACUCAGUUCUUAGGAGAACCCAGUAGCUACAUUGAGAUUCCAAACAGAGGAAAGCUUGAUGCUAGACGCUCAAUGACCAUCCUUGCUUGGGUUUAUCACGAGGGAAAAUCUGGUCCAAUCUUUAAUUAUGAUAUAGGCGGCUUUGGCGUUCACUUGUGGAUGACAAGACCCAGAGUACUUUUCGUUCGAUUCGUCCGUCGCGAUAAACGAUUUACACAAUCCAUCUCUUCUGACAGAAGACCACUCGCCUACCGCGCUUGGAACUACAUUGGUGCAACCUAUGAUUACAAUCGAGGUAUCGCAACACUGUGGGUCGGCUCGAGGCCUGUUGCAAGGAGAAAGAUUGGAAGGUUUGAACUGGCAACUAAUUAUCCAAUCAGAAUUGGUGCUAGAAAAGGAGACAGACGAUACUUCCGUGGAAGACUGUUCUGUAUUCAAGUGUACAGUGCUGCUCUUAAUGAAAGGCAAAUACGACAUGCGCAAAGACGGUGCUUCAAAGUAAGACCAACCACACCGACAGCCAGGCCUACAAAACGACCAACACCGCGAACUGACGAGUGUACACUUCCUAUUGACCUGGGAUUCUUAGUCGAUGGAUCAGGAAGCAUCGUACGUCGCGGAAAACAGAACUUUGAACGCCUAAUCAAUUUCAUAAGAUCUUUUGUGAGCUUCUUUAAAAUCUCAAGUCGUCACACUCGUGUUGGAAUGGUCAUCUAUGGGUCACGGCCGUACAGGAUCUUCCGAUUGAACCGCUAUCGAACAAAACGGUCUGUGUUAAGAGCUAUUGGCAGAGUACGCUAUCCUGGUGGUGGUACAAUGACAGGAAAAGCUUUACGCUCCAUCCUUAGGAACCUGUUCAGGGGACGUACACCCAAAACCCGAAAGCGAGUGCUUAUUCUUCUGACAGAUGGAAUCUCACAAGAUUCUGUCAAAGGACCUGCGCUUGGUCUUAAGAAAGCUGGAGCCGAAGUGUUCACGAUUGCUGUCGGUAAAUCCUACCGACGACAGCAACUGAGGCAAAUUGCAAGUGAUGGAAGUCACAUCAUUAAAGCUUCGUUUAGCCAGCUGCCAACGCUAAUGGUGGGCCUAAAAACCCGCAUUUGUAUAAUUAAACCAACAAAUCCAUCUCCUCCACCAACGCCUAAACCACCUCCAGCACCUCCCAUUUGCAGACGUCGCGUUGAUCUUAGUUUCCUCAUCGACGUAUCGUCCCAAGUCCGUCGAACAAACAUCCGCUACAUUAGACAGUUUGUAAAAGUUCUUGUCAAGAGCUUUGUGGUGUCUCCACGACAAACGCGUGUCAGUAUCGCUAUAUAUUCAUCCCGUACAAAGCGACUUAUUAGUCUAACUGGAGCCAGAAGCCGUGCUAGCGUUUUACGGGUAUUAAGAAGAAUCAGGAUCAAGCGCGGACGCAGACAAACCGGAAAAGCCCUCAACUACGCCAAGAGAUACCUGUUUACAGGAAAACCCCAGUGUGGUAGAAAGAGGGUCCUUGUUGUUUUGACAAGCGGAGUAUCCGUGGACAGGGUCGUACGACCUACCAAAUCUUUAGUAAGCAUUGGCGUGGAGAUCUUUGUCGUUACCACUCAGCGAAGAGGCUUCAGACAGAUAAUACAAAUGGCUACAAGUAGACAGCAUAUCAUCAUGACAUCAUACAGAUCUCUCAUCAGAGUUGUUGCUCGUGUAUCCAAGAAGAUAUGUGUGUCACCUCGAGUCAUCGUAAAGAAAGGAGCUGUUGCAUGGUACAAACUGACAAGUGCCACUGGACCACGUGACAUCAGUAGAAACAGGAAUCCCGCAGCCAAGUUUGUUGGUGUUCGUUAUACUUAUGGUCCAGAUCGCCAUCCUAAGGGUGCUCUUUACUUCAAGGGUAGACGAAACAGUUACGUGUUGAUCCCCAACUCUGGUUGCUUGGAUACCAGAUCAUCGAUCACAAUCGUUGGCUGGGUGUACCCUGAGAGCAGUGGACCCAUCUUCCAUUUCAACCCA